AUGGUGCUGGCCAUCGUGUUGGUGCACGUCAGAGACAAGAAGAGACAGGUGGCAAUAAACAGUUUUCCGGUUGCAAAUGUACACGUGCCACACCCCAAACCCCAGUAUUGCUGCCCCUUCUUGUUUUGCCAUCCACCAUCCCUCCUGGCACGACUGCUUCAGUUCAUCACCACCCGUCUCCUUCCGCUGUUUUUCCUCCCCUGGACCAAACCCGUGCUGACCGGGUGUACUAAUCCCAAGACAUCUUCGACCGAUAUAAACAUCGCCCGCGUCAAUCUAGGCUAUAUCAGGUAUCAGGGCGUGCCAUUGGAGAAUGGAAUUAAUCAGUACUUGGGCAUGCGGUACGCUCAGCCGCCUAUCGGAGACCUGCGUUGGCGUGCUCCUGUCCAGCCUGAUCAGGUUUUGGAGGACCAGCCUGCCACUUCUUUCGGCAAGAUAUGCCUCGGCAUCUCGGCAAUGCUCCCUAACGACAUCCAGGAUGAAGACUGUCUGUUUGUAAAUGUUUGGGCGCCGCGAAACGCAACAGUUGAUUCAAAGUUGCCCGUUUGGUUGUUCAUUCAAGGCGGAGGUUAUACCGUCAAUAGUAAUGCUAAUUGGAACGGUUCUGAAGUGGUUGAGCGAUCGGGGCUCAACAUGAUUCUCGUCAACUUCAACUACCGCGUCGGGGCGUGGGGAUUUCUCGCCAGUGAGCGUCUGAGGGCAAACGGCAACUUGAACGUCGGUUUACUGGACCAACGCAUGAUGAUGAUGUGGGUACAGAAGUAUAUUGCACAGUUCGGAGGCGACCCGAACCAUGUCAUCAUUCACGGUGCCUCUGCGGGAGCAGGUUCUGUUGCUCUUCAUCUUGUGGCCAAUGGUGGGCAAAACCAGAACUUGUUUCAGGGCGCCAUAGCCGAAUCUGUCUUCUUCCCGCAACAGCCUCCCGUUGCCGAGCUAGAGUGGCAAUUCGACAGAUUCUUAAGUUCUACCGGCUGUAUAGAUUCGGGUGAUCCUAUGGACUGCCUACGAGGUCUGGAUGCCGCGAAACUGCAAGCGGCCAAUUUUCCAUCCCCCUUUCCGAGCCGGACGGAAAGCCCCUUACCCCUAUUCUACUGGACCCCAUGCGUCGACGGCGACUUUCUGCCAGAUUUGCCUUAUACUAUGUUCGACGAUGGGACUUUCAUCGACGUACCCGUCAUCUUAGGCAGUUCCAACGAUGAAGGCUCCUACUUCGCCAUCAAUGCUGCAACCCCCGAUGACGUCCGCAACUUCUUCGCCAACAACUACCCACGACUCACUGACAGCGACACCUCCAAUAUUAUACAACUAUAUCCCCAGCUACCCUCCCUCCCAUUUCACGAAGCCUGGUACCCCUCGGCCUCCAUGGCCUACGGCGAAGCCACCUUCAUAUGUCCCGGCCUCAACAUCCUCAACUCACAGCUCGCCACCAAGAAAACCCAGCCCGCCUGGGCCUACCGGUACAACGUCAUCGACGGCAACAACACGGCCAUCGGCCUGGGCGUGCCGCACCUCUGGGAGUCGUGGGCUAUCUUCGGCCCAGAUAGCAUCAGUGGGCCUGGUCUAGGGCCCGCUAGCUAUUAUACUUAUAAUGCGCCUAUUGUCCCUAUCGUCAUGGACUACUGGAUUUCUUUUGUCAAGACGCUCAACCCCAACUCGCUCAAGAACCCGGCUGCUCCUAUGUGGGAGCCCUGGACCGCAUCCACGACGAGGUUGCGCUUCGAGACAGAUAAUAGCGCCAUGGAGCUUGCGGGGCCGGAGUUGCUGCAGAGGUGUGCGUCUUGGAGGGGUCUAGCUCCGGUGACGGAACAGAGGAAGAGGGCGGAUCUGGGCGAGUUUUGA
This is a messenger RNA of Pseudomassariella vexata, 1839 nucleotides long. RefSeq names its product Alpha/Beta hydrolase protein. The transcript has 4 exons. Lineage: Eukaryota; Fungi; Ascomycota; Sordariomycetes; Amphisphaeriales; Pseudomassariaceae. The coding region runs from base 1 to 1839 and encodes 612 amino acids. The record is from RefSeq and is a predicted model, not a curated record.